Phacochoerus africanus (Common warthog) is the source of this 1154-nucleotide messenger RNA. RefSeq names its product translocase of inner mitochondrial membrane 22 (gene TIMM22). The coding region runs from base 59 to 643 and encodes 194 amino acids. The transcript is spliced from 4 exons. The record is from RefSeq and is a predicted model, not a curated record. Gene Ontology annotation, biological process: protein insertion into mitochondrial inner membrane. Lineage: Eukaryota; Metazoa; Chordata; Mammalia; Artiodactyla; Suidae. Gene Ontology annotation, cellular component: TIM22 mitochondrial import inner membrane insertion complex. Gene Ontology annotation, molecular function: transmembrane protein transporter activity.
AAGCUUGUGGAAUCGGCUGUGGGAAGAAGGACGCCAGGUUUCUUGGGCAGCUACUGUCAUGGCGGCGACGGCCCCCAGUGCAGGUGUCUCCGCGCCUGAGGCAGCGGCUUCCACGGAAGCCCCUCUGCAGUACAGCCUUCUUCUGCAGCACCUGGUGGGUGACAAGCGUCAGCCCCGGGUCCUGGAGCCUGGGACCCUGGGCGGGAUCCCGAGUCCCGCCAAGAGUGAGGAGCAGAAGAUGAUCGAGAGGGCGAUGGAAAGCUGCGCCUUCAAGGCGGCGCUGGCCUGCGUGGGAGGAUUUGUCUUGGGAGGUGCAUUUGGGGUGUUCACUGCCGGCAUCGAUACCAAUGUGGGCUUUGACCCGAAGGAUCCUUACCGAACGCCGACGGCAAAAGAAGUUCUUAAAGACAUGGGGCAGAGAGGAAUGUCCUAUGCCAAAAACUUCGCCAUCGUGGGCGCCAUGUUUUCUUGCACUGAGUGUUUGGUCGAAUCUUACCGGGGAAAAUCAGACUGGAAGAACAGUGUCAUUAGUGGCUGCAUCACUGGAGGAGCCAUUGGUUUCAGAGCUGGCUUAAAGGCUGGGGUCAUUGGUUGUGGAGGUUUUGCUGCUUUCUCGGCUGCAAUUGAUUAUUACCUACGGUGAGAGCAUUUGCCUGCGGGGAAGGACGAUGCCAGCCCAGGAUCAGAGCUGUUCUGAGGAGGGCACUUUCUGCCCCACUCUGGGACCCUUGCUUCAGAGACUGAAGACACUCUUUUCCCUCGUUGAGUUGGUGUCGUGACAGAGCUGCCUGGCUGCGAUCUGCCACCAGCCUGAGCAGCCAGCUCUCUGCUCCUGGACUCCAGCCAGGCUGGGGGAGGGGGUGCCAUGCCAGCUUCUUUCCCGCAGAUCAGGAGUCAGCGUGCCAACUGGUAGGGAUUGAGUCCCACAGAGGUCCAGCCCUGACCAUGCCUGGCCCUCUGGUGCUGUGGGAACGGAGGGGACAGUGUGUACCUGCGAGGCUCUUCUACCUUGGAACUUCCUGCCAUCGUCCGUCUGCCACAGCAGGGCAGGGCAGAGCAAAUGUAUGCCACCUGACCAAUUAUGUCCUUUUGUUUAGUGUUCCGCUGUCCUUGUUUUAAAAUAUAUCUAUUUAUAUUUAUAUUACAGUUUAAAA